Molecule: messenger RNA, 2320 nt
Organism: Stylophora pistillata
Lineage: Eukaryota; Metazoa; Cnidaria; Anthozoa; Scleractinia; Pocilloporidae
Product: ornithine decarboxylase
Cellular component (GO): cytoplasm
Molecular function (GO): ornithine decarboxylase activity
Source: RefSeq, a predicted model, not a curated record
AUGGUCGCAUACAGCCAACAUUUUGAUGGUCGUGCUUGUUCUGUGUUUGAAUGCUCGCUCGUCACUAAUUUUUCUUUAAAAGUUUAAACUAAAUCAGUCACCAUUCCGCGUUUAAAAGAGGGAAGAAUUGUCUGCUGCGACCCUGCGGUGAAGGGCGGCCAUACUGCAAAGAUCUACUCCAACUGCCCAGAAGCUGACUUCUUGAAGAAGGAAAAGUUCGAAUUCACCUUCAACGUGGAUUCCGACCCAAGCUAGCGUUUGCUAAGGGUGUAUUUUUGAUAACAGUCGUCAUCUUUCCUGUGUAAUUAUUCAAAAUGAAGGGUUCUAUUGGAGAAGAUGUCAUACUUGACAUAUUGGAGGAUGAUUUGUCCUGUGUGGAUGUUAUUGAACAAAAACUUUGUGCUCUGGGGAGAGAGGACCCUGAUGAUGCUUUCUACAUUGUAGACCUGGCUGAUGUUCUUCUCAAACACAAGAAGUGGGUUUCUCUGCUCCCUCGAGUAGAACCUUUUUAUGCAAUGAAAUGUAACUUUGAUCCUGUAAUCCUAAAGAUGUUAGCAGGAUUGGGAAUUGGUUUUGAUUGUGCAAGCAAGAGUGAAAUGCAAACUAUGUUGGGGAUGGGUGUACCCCCCUCUAAGAUUGUAUACGCCAAUCCUUGCAAGCAGGCUUCUCAUAUCAGAUUCUCUGAGAAGCAUGGUAUUUCUUUGAUGACUUUUGACAAUGAAAUGGAACUACACAAGAUCAAAGAGUUGUACCCUGCUGCAAGAUUACUUUUGCGCAUCAGGACUGAUGACUCCAAGUCCCUCUGCCAGCUUGGAAUCAAGUAUGGUGCUCCUUUGAAUCAAUGUCGUCAUCUCCUUUCUGUUGCCCAUGUACUGAAUUUGAAGGUAAUUGGAGUAAGUUUUCAUGUUGGCAGUGGAUGCUAUGAUGCAAGUGCAUAUGCAACAGCUAUAUCAGCUGCCCGCUGCGUGUUUAACGUUGCUGGUGAAAUGGGAUUUAAAUUUUCAAUGCUUGACAUUGGUGGUGGUUUCCCUGGAGCACCUGAUGCAACCAUUACAUUUGAAGAGAUUUGUUCUAUUCUGAAUCCACUGCUGGAGGAACAUUUCCCAGUAAGCUCAGGUGUCCGCAUCAUAGCAGAACCAGGCCGUUUCUAUUCAGCAUCAGCCUUUACUCUUGUGCUCAAUGUUGUUGCUUGCCGCUCUGUGAAGGCCAGUCAGUUCAGGGGAAAUGACCUGACUAUUGGUAGUGCUGAGUACAAGGACUCUGAUGAGCUAGGUUUUAUGUAUUAUGUCAAUGAUGGUGUGUAUGGUUCCUUUAAAUGCCUGGUCUUUGAUCAUGCAACUGUGCACCCUGAAGUUUAUGGUGCUGACCAGACUGCUCCAAAAUUUCCAUCAAGCAUUUGGGGCCCCACUUGUGAUUCUUUGGACUGUAUCACUAAGAGUGCACUCUUGCCAAAGAUUGAAGUUGGGCAGUGGCUGUAUUUUAGAAACAUGGGAGCCUACACUUGCUCAGCAGCCUCUACCUUUAAUGGAUUCAACAAACCUAUGAAGUACUACACUAUUUCCAACAGCUUCUGGCCUAUGCUGAAAAAGGUCUUGGAGAAGAUUGGCUUGAAGGUGCACUGGCCUUGUCACAUUUCUGCAGAUCACAAAACGGCCAUUGGUAAUGGCCCUGAAUCUUUGGAAAUAAUUACCUCUGCUCCAUGACUUGUGAGGGAGAGAGAGAGAGAGGAAAGCCAGCUCUGUUUACUCUAUUCCUUAGUUAACUGCGAACCAAACAUAAAGAUUGGAAAGGGUUGAUAAUAUAUUAAGCACAAUACAAAUGAUAUACCAGAUUUAAGGUUUUGAAAACAAAUACCUAUAUUUAAAACCUAUAGACUGCUUCAGAGCUGAAGUGUAUUACAAGUAGUUUAAAGUUAUUCCAGUGGCUAAUUAAUGAUAAAAUGUAAUUAAGAUAACUGUGAUUCCACCUAUUUGAUGGAUUUGUGGCUCUACCUUGUUAUAUUUAUGCUCUGGCCUCUAGUAGGAGUCUUUUGGCAAUGCACCAAAGAAAAGGUUACAUUUAUGAGUUACAGUAGACAAUUUGUGUGAAAAAAGAUUUUAUUAAGUCAUAAUUGUGGAUUUUUUGGAUGUGGCUUUCCCUCAAACGAGUCAUGUUAACUGAUGAACUAUUGUGCCACAUAGUGGUUUAAAUUGUUGUUGUUGUUGUUGUUGUUGUUGAUCUCUCCACGAGAGUUAAUGGGCAUAAAAGAUGUAAUAAUUCUACAAAUGCACAUUUAUACAACCUUGAAAGAGAAGUAAUAAAUCUGUAGUUACGUGGUUUA